Messenger RNA from Lactuca sativa (garden lettuce), 288 nucleotides. The record is from RefSeq and is a predicted model, not a curated record. Lineage: Eukaryota; Viridiplantae; Streptophyta; Magnoliopsida; Asterales; Asteraceae.
AUGAUAAUAGAAGAAGAGGGUAAGGCUAUUUGUUCAUAUACCACAAACGAUAUACUUAACCCACCCGCAGUAAUACAAGUUGGCAGUCCGGCAUACUUCUCAAGGGUUUUGGAAAUACAAAACCGUGAAACACAUCACAAUCUACGACAUGAUUUGACCGAAUACAUAUGGGAACGACAAUUUCAAGGGCAAAAUGACGGUGAAGACGACGAUGAUGACGAUGGUGAUGAUGGUGACGAUGGUGGCGACGAGGUAGAUGAUACCGGUGACGACAACGACGACGAUUAG